Molecule: messenger RNA, 309 nt
Organism: Ichthyophthirius multifiliis
Lineage: Eukaryota; Ciliophora; Oligohymenophorea; Hymenostomatida
Product: protein kinase domain protein
Exons: 3
Source: RefSeq, a predicted model, not a curated record
AUGAAUAUGAUUACUGUUUCAGAUUCUUAAUUUUAUAUUUGUUCUUUAUUAUUAUGUAUUAAUUAUUUGCAUACUAACAAUACUAUUUUAAGAUAUAAAAAGCCUGAAAAUAUUAUGGUUGAUUUUAAAGAUAAAUUAAUGAAUAGGUAACUUAAAGUUCCUUAAGUUCUGUCUAAAAGACAAAUUUAUUUAGGAUAAAAAUAAGAAAAGUUAGAAAGAUUAGUUAAAGAUAAACUUAAAAAUGAAAAUUAAUAAAAAUAAAUCAAGGAUAAAGCGAAAGACCAUAAUAAUUGGGAUAAAUAUUUGUGA